Fusarium subglutinans is the source of this 510-nucleotide messenger RNA. RefSeq lists its product as uncharacterized. The coding region runs from base 1 to 510 and encodes 169 amino acids. The transcript is spliced from 3 exons. The record is from RefSeq and is a predicted model, not a curated record. NCBI's taxonomy places the organism in Eukaryota, Fungi, Ascomycota, Sordariomycetes, Hypocreales, Nectriaceae.
AUGUCAUCUGGGGAGCCAGAUAUUGAAGCUCGAAAGGGCACGACUCAACGUGAUCUAAAGGAAUUCCAUCACUCUAAAGAAAUCUUCAAUAUCCCUAGCAGUUCCGGUGAGUUCCAGCCGCAGUCGCUUAAAAAAACUGAACCAUCGCCCACGACUGAAAAGGUUAGCUCACUCGGUUCACUCGCCGAUUCGAAAACCGCUCCAGAGGAAACCCCUCAACUUUGCCUUGUCGAAGAUAUCCUACAAGGGCUAUCUGAACUCAAAGAGAACAAAGAGAACAAAGAGAUUGCCGAGGAAAAGGCAAACAAAUUCACGAAGAAAGUCAUGAACAUGGAGCAUAGGUUCAGUCUCCGGCCCUACCGCAAGGAUCUCACACCUGCAGAGUUUAGGCAGGACUGGAUACAGAAGCUCAUGAACCCCUGGAUGGAGGACUGUGACGAUGCUCAUGCUUUCUUGAUCUACGCCAAGAGGCGCAUAGCUGAUGCUGACAGAUUCCAGAGAAUUAUCUGA